Molecule: messenger RNA, 2961 nt
Organism: Branchiostoma belcheri (Belcher's lancelet)
Lineage: Eukaryota; Metazoa; Chordata; Leptocardii; Amphioxiformes; Branchiostomatidae
Product: baculoviral IAP repeat-containing protein 7-B-like
Exons: 8
Coding region: 1-1770 (589 amino acids)
Biological process (GO): negative regulation of apoptotic process; positive regulation of protein ubiquitination; regulation of cell cycle
Cellular component (GO): nucleus; cytoplasm
Molecular function (GO): ubiquitin protein ligase activity; cysteine-type endopeptidase inhibitor activity involved in apoptotic process
Source: RefSeq, a predicted model, not a curated record
AUGUCAUCUCUAGUCCACCCGGCAGGUUCUGAGGAACCGCCCGUACAGCCAAGCCCGGCGGCACAAGACGGUGUAGUCCUGCGCAGGAACAAAACCUCAGGCGCCGGGCAGACCUCGGAAAACCGCCGGAGCAUCGCUUACGAGGUCCCGCUGGGCGACAGCCCGUCCGACGACCCCUCGGCGUUCACCCGCGAGCAGGCCCGCCUGGACACGUACCGGGACUGGCCGCGGGACUGCCCGGUGCGCCCGGCCGAGCUGGCCCGGGCAGGGUUCUACAGCCUUCGCGAUGGAGACCGCGUGCGCUGCUUCGUGUGUUACCGCGUGCUGCGGCAGUGGUGUGCCGGGGACGACCCGCUGGAGGAGCACAGGAAGCACUACCCGGACUGCCCGUUCGUGAAGGGAGAGGAGGUGGGGAACGUGCCGGGCUGUAACGGGGAGACGAGCGCGGCAGGACAGGCCACAUGUAACGGUGGGACGGAAGCCGCAUCACCAAACGACGAUGUGCCCAAGUUCCCCCAGAUGACGUCAGAGACGCUGCGCCUGUCCACGUACCACACCUGGCCACACACCUUCCUCUCACCUGCCGAGCUCGCCAAGGCGGGAUUCUUCUACACAUUGAAGGGCGGUGACAGCGCUCGGUGUUUCCACUGCGGCGGCGGGCUGAAGAACUGGCAGCCGGGAGAUGACCCCUGGGUCGAGCAUGCGCGCUGGUACCCCAUGUGCAAGUUCGUGGAGAACCGCCAGGGGGCGCGGUUCGUGGAGGACGUGCUGAAUAAGUACAAGGUCGGGGAGGAUGUAGCCGGGAAUGAUGAAGGCGGGCAGGGGUCUGGGCGCGCCCACCGCCCGUCCAAGCUGGCCACGCCCACGUCGCCCAGGGAGAUGACCUUGUCCUGGCUGUCCCCUGGAUACGAGGAGCUGUCCGCUCCGCCAGCCGUCCCCUGGUUCGGCGACGCCGGCCCGGAAGUGAACGAGAACCUCCCCGCGCAGCCGCUGAACGUGCUGUCGGCCAUGGAGACGGAGCCCGCCAGAACCGUGGUCGCCAUGGGACACCAGCCGGAGGUCGUGCAGCACGCCAUCUGGCGGCGGCUCGAGAACAACAACGCCACAUUCCCGUCCACGCAGGAACUGCUUGCCGUGGUGACGGAGUUAGAAGAAGAGUACCGAAGAGCGCGGGAAAAAUUAGGGGAGGGCGGGAACCGCCCCAGUGUGGCCGAGGUCAUGGAUACCGAGGUGAUAGCGUCGAUCGUGGCGCAGGGUUACGACCGGGGGCUUGUGCAGCACGCGGUGUGGCGGCGGCUGGAGGCGGCGGGGCGAGGCUUCACGUCCCCGGAGGAGGCUCUGCACGCCGUCCGCGCGCUGGAGGAGGAGUACAGCCGCCUCAAGAGGAAGAAGCUGGAGGAACACGAGGGGAAGACGCUGCAGUACCACGGGGGAGCACCAGGGGGAGCCUCGCUGUCCAGUAACAGUCUGGGGUACGCCGCGGCGGGCGGGAAAGCGGCGGGUUUGCCGGACUGGACGGUGUCCGGACAGGCUGGGAACAGUUCGGGGGCAAGCAGCUUCUCUUCAGAGGGCAUCCCUCACGAGUUGCAGUCGGAGCUGGAGCGUCUCCGGGAAGAGCGGUGCUGCAAGGUGUGCAUGGAUCGCGAGGUGGAGCUCGUGUUCCUGCCGUGCGGGCACUACGCGUGCUGCGUGCCGUGCGGGGAGGGCAUGGUGGAGUGCCCCAUGUGUAGAGCGUGUGUAGAGUCCAAAGUUAAGGUCUACAUGUCAUAAAUGUGUAUUUUUCUUUUUUUCUUCCAGAAAUUAACAGAAAAAUGCAUUUUUGUGUCAAAAACGGAUAAAUUUGCGGGUAGGGUAAUAUGCAGGAGUGCCCCAAGUGUCGAGCGUGUGUAGAGUCUAAAGUUAAGGUCUACAUGUCGUAAUUCUUAAGUUGCUGCGCGUGUAUACCUAUUUGUUACAAAGUGUUCGCAAGGUUUGAUGAAAAUAUUGAACAGAAAAAUGCAUUUUAAUGUUAAAAUUGAUAAAUUUGAAGGUAAUGUAAUAUGCAGGAGUGUAUGUGUCGAGCAUGUGUCGAGUGCAAAGUUAAGAUCAUAAUUGUAACUUUUUCUUCAAACUCUUGAAGAUUUUUAACAGAAAAGUGCAUUUUUAGGUAAAAAAAAAUUAUCAAUUUGCAGGUAGGGUAGUAUGCAGUGUCCCAUGUGUCAAGCAUGUGUUUACAUGUCGUAAAGUUCCUUAUGUGUACUUUUUUUCAAUUCAAUAAGUUUUCGCAAAAUUUAUUUUGAUAAAAAAUUGAAAAAAUGCAUUUUAAGGUUGAAAUAGGGAAAUUGCGGAAAUUAAGGUCUACACGUCGUAAAGUUUCUGUGUAUGUAUUCAUGUAUGUUUUUCUAAUUUAUGAACCUUUCGCAAAGUUUUAAAAAAUUGAACAGAAAAAAAUGCAUUUCAAUGUAAAAAAAUGGAUAAUCUUGCUCUUGGUUAGUGUCCAUAGGCAAUACUAGCAUGGCGAAAUAUUCCCUAAACCUUAACAGAAUUAAAACCAAGAUAUCAAAAUUUCUCCAACAGAACCUGCUAUUUAAGAGAGGGAAGAAAAAGAUUUUAGAACUCCUUUUGACUGUGUACAAUUCAGCCUGUCAGUGGUGGGCAAAAUGUGACUUAAAGGCAUGUGCUUUAAUAAAACUCAGACGUAAAGUAAAUUAUUGAAAUAUAUAGCAAAGUAUACUAAGUUAUAACAUGAUGAUGUCGUGUAUGUAUAUAUGUAUGAAGUGGUGUGUAUAUUUCUCUUGUAGAUAUCAUAACGCAAAAGUGUGAUAUGCAAUAUACAAGUAUUGUGUAAAAUGUGUCGUAGCUAGAUAUUGCUUUAUUAACGUUGUGAUCUAAGCUAUCAUGGAGGAAGAAAUGAAAAUUAUUUCCCCGUUUUCUGUGCCCCGAAAAACUGUCAUUUGAGGUUGAAGAAAAAAAUUCAUCUGG